This is a messenger RNA of Morchella importuna, 648 nucleotides long. RefSeq lists its product as uncharacterized. Bases 1 to 648 code for a protein of 215 amino acids. The record is from RefSeq and is a predicted model, not a curated record. The transcript has 2 exons. NCBI's taxonomy places the organism in Eukaryota, Fungi, Ascomycota, Pezizomycetes, Pezizales, Morchellaceae.
AUGCCUCCGGACAGCUCCUCUUUCAAGUACUUCAACGCGCCUGCAAACGUUGAAGUCCCUCCCUGGCUUGGUAACUUCACUCUUAAAGCACGAUCCGGUACGGACCUCUGGCGUAAACCCUCCCGAGACACUUUCACCGCCCCUGUCCUCUACACCCGUUCCCCCGCCCACUUCUUUCGUGCUGAAGUAACGGUUCAUCUUCGUCUCACUUCCGCCUUUGAAUGGGACCAAGGCGGGCUCGUAAUCUUCGCUGGCCCCACACCUACUACUACAUCCGCGUCUGCAGCUCCUAAUAGCGGACCCCCGCCAGCUGGUAAGUGGGUCAAGGCAGGGAUUGAAUACUACGAUAACCGUACAACGGCAUCGUCUGUAUCUGCAUCCUCAGAUGGCGCGGAUUGGUCACUAGUAGAGUUACCAGAAGGUGUGAACGAGUUGAAGGUUAGGUUCGAGAAGGUCGACCAGGCGCUGUGGGUGUGGUUUGAUGAUGGUUUGGAGUGGAAGAAGUUAAGGGAGGUGACGUGGUUCUUCUGGGGGGUGGACGAAAAGAGCAUCAGGGUGGGAGUGUAUGCAAGUCGUCCAGCAAAUUUUGUGAGUGGUAGGCCAUUGGAGGAGUUGGUAGUUGAGUUUGAGGGAUUGGAGAUCUAUUAG